AUGGCUCCGCCAGUCCCCGGAAGUUCGACACAUUAUGCCCUUGUUGUUGACGCGGGAAGCUCUGGGUCCAGGCUCCAGAUUUACUCGUGGAGAGAUCCGGGAUUAGAGAGAGACGAGAUCAUCCAAGAGGUUAGGGCUGCCCGCGCCGCUGGCCUCGGAAACGAUGGAGCCAAACCAUCAAAGAAGUGGUGGUGGUGGGACAGUAUCCGAGGGAAGGGAAAGGCUUCGCAAGCAGAGAUGGAGAUGAGGGCGCUCCGACGACUCGUGCGUGUCGGAAAGGGCGUGAAGGGAGAGGACUGGGUUAAGCGUGUCGAGCCAGGCAUAUCCAAGAUGGAGCCGGAAAACGUGUCAGAGUACUUGACGCCGCUACUGGAGCAUGCUCUGCACCACAUUCCUCCAUCUCAGCAAAGUAAAACUCCCAUUUACGUGCUCGCGACCGCAGGGAUGCGACUCAUCCCGGAGGAGAAACAGGCUGCCAUUCUUCGGCAGACUUGCGAAGCGAUCAAGGCUCAAACGCCCUUUCUCCUCGACUCUCCCAGAGGUAGUGAUCCUUGCGGAGAGAGUGUCCGCAUCAUCUCUGGUGAAGAGGAGGGUCUUUGGGGCUGGGUUGCUGUCAACUACCUAAUGGACGGAUUCGGACACGCUCCCGAGCGACAGCACCAAAACGGCGAGGAGGAGCACGAUCACCUGCUCCCACUAGCUCCCCUCGCCCUCCCGCCGCCAGAUGGCAGUGAUGACUCGGUGGUCACUCCAGUCGAUAUCAAUCACCACUCGCCAACCUUUGGGUUCCUCGAUAUGGGUGGCGCCAGUACCCAGCUUGCUUUCUCACCGUCCCUGGAGGAGCUGUCGCAAUCUCGAUUUCCUGGAGAUCAACUCUCAAAGGUCUCGCUGAGGCUAUUGUCUGGUGAGGUUGUUGAGUGGCCAGUGUUCGCUGCUUCCUGGCUCGGCUUUGGGACCAACAAGGCUCGCGAUCGCUACGAAGACGCUUUGGUGGACGCUUGGAAGUCGAAGAUCGAGGGCCAAGGCGGCGAUCGGACUAGCCCGGUGGAGGAUCCAUGUCUGCCAUCCGGACUGGUCGUUGGGAGCGCUGAUCCUUCCGAGCGUCCCGACAUCAAGGGAUCUGGCUCCUUCACUCAGUGUUUGGCCUCUUUGAAGCCGUUACUCGAGCAUGACAAGCCAUGCCCCACUGAUCACUGCCUGUUCGGUGGCAUGGCGACUCCGCGUAUCGAUUUCGAGCGACAGGACCAGCGUGGCUUUAUUGGAAUCUCUGAGUACUGGUACACCGCCCAGCAAGUGCUAGGUCUCGGUGGGGUAUGGGACUGGGGAGAGUGGGAGCGCGGAAUGUCCGACUUUUGUGCCAAGGAUUGGGCUCAAAUUGAGGACAAGGUCAACGAGUGGAAGCACCAUUCCGACAGCGUCAACCUGGAGCGACUAAAGCUGCAAUGCUUCAAGGGUGCUUGGAUCAGCAAUGUCUUACAUGAUGGAAUCGGCAUUCCGCGCAUGAUCGAUCAGGCCGGAAACGCCACUCUGGCAGAAGAUGGCGGCGACACAAACUCGGCGGCCCUUGAACGUGCUCGCGAGAAAGGUUUGAUUGAUGAGAAGGAUAAGCAGACUUCUCAUUUCCAGUCCAUGGACGAGGUUGGCGCAACGGCCAUUUCGUGGACACUCGGCAAGAUCGUUAUCGAAGCUAGCAGGGCUGUGGGGGGCAACCCCUACUACAGCACUGGCGGCACAUCCAUCCUCGGCUACGAUCUCCGCUAUGGACUAUGGGUCUAUGUGUUGAUUGCCGUCCUGCUCCUGAUAAUCGUUUACAACGCCUUCUUUCGUAGGAGGCUUCGAAGGAAGCGGCCAUCCAUCAUGCGGUCAAAGUCGCUGCCAGUCGUGCUCAAGGGAUUCAUGCGACCGGAUGCGGAUGCCUACGAAAUGGUGGAGAGCGGCGAUACAGGCAAGGAGCGUCCACACCACGGCAUAUCCUUCACCAAAUGGGGUCGCAAAGUGUCGAACGCCAUCAGAGGCAAAGGCAAGGCCGGAAUGGGCUUUUCAAGUCUGGGUCAUGGCCUUCCGAGCAGUCUGUCUCAACCUCCCAGCCCCAGUGGUCAAGGGUCAUCAUCGGGCGGGUACUUUUACAACAAUCGCUCCGCAUCCAUGAUGGACGUAACACGCCCACCGCCCUCUCCGCCCAAGGGACCCCCUCUCCGUCCUCCACGCAGCCAGUCGUCCGCCCACGUCUCUCCCUAUUCGAACGCUGGUGGCUGGAACGACCCUCCAUCCUCAAUGUUCGCGUCUUCGACAAGCACGGCCAACCGAUCGCCGAACCUCGGCGUGGCGAGGGCCGGGGACGACGACAACAACGAGCUGUGGCAGCCGAUACCUCGGAACAGGACGUUAGGCGACAUCAGCCGAAACUCUUCACGGCAGGUAUCUGACAACAGCGUGCCUAAGACCGCCGACAACUUCAAGCACCUCUGUAUCGGCGACAAGACCAACGCAGAGGGCAAGAAGCUCACCUACGUUGGAUCUGGCUUCCACCGCAUCAUCAAGGACUUUAUGAUCCAGGGCGGAGACUUCACGCGCGGCGACGGCACUGGCGGCGAGUCGAUCUACGGCGAGAAGUUUGCGGACGAGAACUUUGACAAGAUCCACGACAAGCCGAUGCUUUUGUCGAUGGCGAACGCUGGACCGGGGACGAACGGGUCGCAGUUCUUCAUCACGACGGUGCCGACACCGCACCUGAACGGCAAGCACGUCGUGUUUGGCAAGGUGCGCAGCGGCAAGGGAAUCGUGCGCGAGAUCGAGUCGCUCCCGACGAGCGCCAACGACCGCCCCGAGGAGCCCGUCGUCAUCACUGGCGCCGGUGUUCUGAGCCCCGAGGAGGUCGAGGAGGAGGACCGCAAGCGCCAGAACGCGCUGGACGCCAUGGGCUCCGAGGACGUUUACGAGGACUACCCGCAGGACGAGGAGAAGAUCGACCCCGAGAAGCCCGAGGAGGCGCUCAAGGUUGCGACCACGCUCAAGGACCUCGGCACCCAGGAGUUCAAGAAGGGCGACUAUGUCCAGGCCCUCGCCAAGUACAAGAAGGCUCUCCGUUACCUCGACCAGCACCCCGACUUCCCCGCCGACGCCGACCCGGCCGUCGUGAAGUCGUACCGGGAUACGCGCUUCCCGCUCCUCACGAACGCGGCCCUCUCCGCGCUCAAGUGCAACCCGCCCCAGGCCAAACUCGCUGAGAGCCUCGCGACCCGGGCCCUCAAUGUCUCCCCCAUCUCGGACGCCGAGAAGGGCAAGGCGCUCUACCGCCGCGGCCUCGCGCGUAUCCAGCUCAAGGACGAGGACGGUGCCGAGUCCGACCUGAAGAAGGCCCUCGAGGUCGUGCCCGGCGACGCUGGCGUCACCCGUGCCCUCAAGGAAGUUGAGAGCAAGAAAGCCGCCCGCACGGCCGCGCAGAAGAAGGCUUUCUCUAAGAUGUUCGGGUAG
This is a messenger RNA of Trichosporon asahii var. asahii CBS 2479, 3474 nucleotides long. Its product is annotated as nucleoside diphosphatase. The record is from RefSeq and is a predicted model, not a curated record. The coding region runs from base 1 to 3474 and encodes 1157 amino acids. Gene Ontology annotation, biological process: nucleoside diphosphate catabolic process; protein folding; protein peptidyl-prolyl isomerization. Gene Ontology annotation, cellular component: membrane. NCBI's taxonomy places the organism in Eukaryota, Fungi, Basidiomycota, Tremellomycetes, Trichosporonales, Trichosporonaceae. The transcript is spliced from 4 exons. Gene Ontology annotation, molecular function: nucleoside diphosphate phosphatase activity; peptidyl-prolyl cis-trans isomerase activity; protein binding.